Nerophis ophidion (straightnose pipefish) is the source of this 1812-nucleotide messenger RNA. It is a transcript of the gene prkx, whose product is annotated as protein kinase X-linked. Gene Ontology annotation, biological process: protein phosphorylation. Lineage: Eukaryota; Metazoa; Chordata; Actinopteri; Syngnathiformes; Syngnathidae. The record is from RefSeq and is a predicted model, not a curated record. The transcript is spliced from 8 exons. Gene Ontology annotation, molecular function: protein serine/threonine kinase activity; ATP binding. Bases 251 to 1351 code for a protein of 366 amino acids.
CUCGACCACAACAACCGAAUCCGGAAAUGAGUCCGUCUCGACCCGGUUCGUGUCGACUUGGGCGAGGCCUUGUUUUUAUCCUAAAUGAUGGCUGAAGAUGAUUACAUUUGACGCGGAGUAAGCAAGGCUUUAAAAAUGAAUCCAGUCACUCGUUGUUAAGCGGUCAGUUAAAUAAAAGAGCGCCAACAAUAUAGGUACUUUGUGUUUGGGUCAUUCUCUAACGUGGCACACAUUACGUCAUCAUCAAUGGAUGACAUGCUGUUUUCCAAAUAAAAACAACACGCCUCGCAAGUUUUUAUUGAUGGCGUCCUCCAAAGUCGACAUUGGCAGCAAUGAGAGCAACUGUUCCAAAGAGAACAAUGGCAGCCGUCUUUCCGCCGAAGCAGCAGCAGAGCAGACUUAUUUCUGUGUGGAUGACCUGGUGAACGUCGCCACUGUGGGUACAGGAACAUUUGGUCGCGUUUAUCUGGUUCGGGACAAGAAGAGCAGGACCUUCUAUGCCCUGAAGCAGAUGAGGAUCCCUGACGUUAUCCGCCUAAAGCAGGAGCAGCAUGUCUUCAAUGAAAAAGCCGUGCUGAAAGAGGUCAACCACCCAUUCCUCAUCCGACUGUUUUGGACGCACCAUGACGAACGCUUCCUCUAUAUGUUGAUGGAUUACGUGCCUGGCGGGGAGCUGUUCAGCUACCUUCGCAACCGUGGCCGUUUUAUCAACACAACAGCUCUCUUCUACGCUUCUGAGAUUGUCUGUGCUAUUGAAUACCUCCACUCUAAAGACAUUGUCUACCGUGACCUAAAGCCAGAGAACAUCCUGCUGGACAGAGAGGGCCAUAUCCGUCUGACCGACUUCGGCUUUGCCAAGAAGCUUUCUGAGAGAACCUGGACACUCUGUGGUACUCCAGAGUAUCUAGCUCCAGAAGUCAUCCAAAGCAAGGGUCACGGUCGAGCAGUGGACUGGUGGGCUCUCGGCAUCCUCAUCUUUGAAAUGCUGGCAGGGUAUCCACCUUUCUUUGAUGACAAUCCUUUUGGAAUCUACCAAAAAAUCCUGGCAGGAAAACUGGACUUUCCACGUCAUCUAGAUUUCUAUGUCAAAGACAUCAUCAAGAAGUUUCUGGUGGUUGAUCGAGGAAGAAGACUUGGCAACAUGAAGAAUGGCACAGAAGAUGUGAAAAAGCAUCGAUGGUUCAAGGCAGUUGACUGGGAGACUGUUCCUCUGAGAAAAAUGAAGCCUCCAAUUGUUCCCAAAGUCUCCCAUGAAGGCGACACCACAAACUUUGAAGUGUACGCCAAUGACGAGUUGGAAACAGACUCUUCUGUUCCACCCAGAGACUUGGAAAUCUUCAAGAACUUCUGACAACACUGACUUUUCUCCGUUGGAAGUCAAAGUUGGUUAAAUGUCUUUAACUCGUUUUAACUCCAUAAAUCAAUCUGCUCUUUUUUAUUUUUCAAUAUUGUUUUCUAGGCAGAAAAAAAACUUAAGACUGUUACUUUCUAGCUCGAACAAAGACAAUCUUGUUUGAGACAAAUGUUUUAUAUUUUGUCCAGUUUUGAUAUUAUUCUUUAUGACCUUUGAACCCUGUGACUGUUCUUGUACCAGUAUUCUGGCCAGACGUGAGUAAUAUGAGGAAUACUACUUUAUGUAUCGGAGCAUAAGGUGCCUUAUGUUUUUGCUACAGAUUUGGAGAUUUUACUUGAAUUUUUUUUUUUUGUCAACUUGUAAUACAUUAUGGCAUGUGAAAAACAACAGUUUGCGGUUUUAUGGUGCUAUUGGCUCCUGUAACAUUUCUUUUUUACAUUAAAAUCUAUGUAAAAGAA